GAGAGAGGCGGACAUCGGGAUUCAGAACUCCUGAAUCUUGACAGCUGUGCGUGAAGUGCCGAAUGGAUUUCUGAGAGGCAGAUACAUCGUCAUUGCUUACGAGUGGGAAUAAUAAUAAUUCUGAUUACCACCAUUUUUAGAUACCACUGAGAGAAAGGAAAAAAAAGAGUCACAAUUGUUUGCUCACUUGCACACGCAAGAAAAGGACUCGUUUUGCGAGUGAGACAGACUGAGAGCAGAUGAGAAGUCGUGCCACCGGAUGGUUUUUAUUAUUUGCUGUUUUUUGAUGCAGGAACGGACUCUGAAAUGGGUCGCCAUGACGACAGAGCGCUGAGUUAGCCGCUAAUGCGUUAUACGCAUUUGUUUCUGUUAUUGUUUUAUUUUAUCAUUUCCCUACCUCCUUUAUAGUGAUCAAAUAUGUGGUAACCUCGCCACCAGAAGACGCGGGUGUUGUCAGAUAAAAAGAAAGAAAAAGGAGGAGGAGGUGUUAAGUGGUGUUCAUUCCCCUUUCUUUUCCCCCCAUUUCUUAAUUUGCUCUUAUUUUCAUCUUUGUAUGCUCCUUUCCUUUCUUUCCGGAUUUCUUUUAUUGUUUUGGGGACACGGACUGACGUGAAGAAGGUAAAUUGAUGUGCGAGAGCCUGCGACACAUUCAUGACGAAUUACCUCAGAAAAAAUACCGAUGGCAUAAACACCGGCUUCACCACUGUAGUACGACUAUUCGCCGGGAAAGAACCCGUCGACUACAACCCUUUCAUCGCGGGAACUAAUGAGCAAAUUGCAAUAGAAGCAUUGCAUGUUGCAGUAACAUCAGGAUGAAGCUCUUCGCCGCUGAGUGUCAACAGGCCUCUUCUGUGCACCAUUGAGGAUACGCACACCCUCCUUUCCGCAUAUCCCGGAGUCAGUGGGGUGGCCAGAAAGUAUUUGCUCUUGUCCAUUUCAUAACCGUUCCCCAUCACUGGGGCAGCGUUCACCCCAGCCGAAGCAUGUCAUCGGUGGACGUGGCCCGAUCACGGCGGGAGACGGUUCGCUCCUGUCCACGACGCAUAUCUGACACUUGCCUGGUGUGGCUGCUGGGCUUGGCGCUGCGCCUUGCGCUAUCCUCCUGCCAACGGGCAGACCUCACCGCCGCCAAGCACCCUAUGGUCACCACAGGCUACGGGAAGCUUCGGGGAGUACGCAAGGAGCUGAACAAUGAGAUUCUAGGCCCGGUCGAGCAGUACUUGGGUGUCCCCUACGCCACCCCGCCAGUGGGCGAGAGACGCUUCCAACCCCCGGAGGCACCCGGCUCCUGGCAGGAGAUCCGUAACGCUACUCAGUUUGCACCCGUUUGCCCGCAGAACAUCCAUGGGGUGCUGCCAGAGAUCAUGCUUCCCGUAUGGUUCACUGACAACCUGGAUGCAGCCGCUGCUUACGUACAGAACCAGAGCGAGGACUGCCUUUACCUCAAUGUCUAUGUUCCCACAGAGGAUGGUCCGCUCACAAAAAAACACGAUGAGUCUUCAAUGAACAGACCGAGGGACGAAGAUAUUAGAGAUCGUCGGAAGAAGCCUGUGAUGUUGUUCAUCCAUGGUGGUUCAUUUAUGGAGGGAACGGGAAACAUGUUUGAUGCAAGCGUUCUUGCGGCCUAUGGAAAUGUGAUUGUCGUCACUAUGAACUACAGAUUGGGUGUUCUGGGUUUUCUAAGCUCAGGAGAUCAGUCUGCGAAAGGGAAUUAUGGGCUACUGGACCAGAUUCAAGCCCUGCGUUGGCUCAAUGAGAACAUCGGGCACUUCGGAGGAGACCCGGAGAGAAUCACCAUUUUUGGCUCCGGCGCUGGAGCCUCUUGCGUCAAUCUUCUCAUCCUGUCCCAUCAUUCUGAAGGUUUGUUCCAGAGGGCCAUUGCGCAGAGCGGCUCUGCCAUAUCCAGUUGGUCAGUGAACUACCGGCCCCUGAUGUACACCAAGAUCCUGGCCAAGAAGGUGGGCUGCAGUUACAGUGACACUGCAGAUCUGGUUGACUGUCUGCGAAGGAAAAGCUACAGGGAGCUGGUGGAUCAGGAUGUCCAACCUGCCCGAUACCACAUUGCGUUUGGACCAGUGGUGGAUGGAGAUGUGGUCCCUGAUGACCCCGAGAUCCUCAUGCAGCAGGGGGAGUUCCUGAACUACGACAUCCUGUUGGGGGUGAACCAAGGUGAAGGGCUGAAAUUUGUGGAUGACAAUGAGGGCGAGGAAGGAAUUUCAGCUGCUUCCUUUGACUACACCAUUUCCAACUUUGUAGACAACCUAUAUGGAUACCCAGAGGGUAAAGACAUAUUGCGGGAGACUAUAAAGUUCAUGUAUACUGAUUGGGCUGAUCGUGACAACGGUGAUAUGCGGCGUAAAACUCUACUUGCACUUUUCACGGACCAUCAAUGGGUGGCGCCAGCAGUGGCCACAGCUAAACUCCAUGCUGAGUUCCAGUCCCCCGUUUAUUUUUAUACAUUCCACCACCACUGCCAGACGGAAGCACGACCCGAGUGGGCAGAUGCAGCACAUGGUGACGAGAUCCCCUAUGUGUUUGGUGUUCCCAUGGUGGGUGCCACAGAACUGUUUCCCUGCAACUUCUCAAAGAACGAUAUCAUGCUCAGUGCUGUGGUGAUGACGUACUGGACAAACUUUGCUAAGACAGGUGAUCCGAACAUUCCAGUACCGCAAGAUACCAAGUUCAUCCAUACUAAGCCCAAUCGCUUUGAAGAAGUUAUCUGGACCAAGUUCAGCUCUAAAGAUAAGCAGUACCUCCACAUUGGGUUGAAGCCUCGAAUCCGGGACAAUUACCGUGCCAACAAAGUUGCCUUCUGGCUUGAGUUGGUUCCUCACCUCCAUACCAUCCAUGAUGAGAUCCCCACCUACACCACGCAACUGCCACCAGGAGCCCCGCACCGGCCUGGUUGGAAGGGCACAGCCCAGAGCCCCGGUACGCGCUCUACUCGCCACCCCACGGUCUCAACCUACCCGCCUGACCCGGACCUUGAAGGUUCUGAGCACCCUCCUGAACGCUUCCCCUUUCCAAGCAAUACACGGGACUACUCAACUGAGCUGAGUGUGACGGUGGCAGUGGGUGCAUCGUUGCUCUUCCUCAACGUGCUGGCAUUUGCCGCAUUGUACUACAAACGCGACAAACGGCAUGAGCUUCUGCAACGCCGGCAUCGCCGCCUCUCUCCCCAGCGUGGGGCAGUGCCAGGUGUUGGGAUAGUGGGAGGUCCACCCCAUAAUGACCUUGCACUGAGUCAGGAGGAGGAGCUAAUGUCCUUGCAGAUGAAGCAGCAGAGGGUAGAGCUUGACCAUGGCACACCCCUUCCAACACGUGGUCUCCACGGCGACCUGGAGCCCCUGAGACCACCUGUGUGCCCGCCGGAUUACACUUUGGCUCUACGGCGGGCACCUGAGGAUGUGCCUCUCAUGACGGCUAACACACUUUCCAUGAUCCCCAGCACCAUCACUGGCAUGCAGCCCCUCCAUGCCUUCAACACGUACCCCCCUGCUCCGGCACCAAGUGCGGGACACAGCAACAACGCCCUGCCCCAUCAGCACUCCACCACGCGAGUAUAGUAACCCCUUGAGGGGACCAGGUCCCCCAAAAACAUAGGAACACAAACCUCAAGUACUAAGAGUGGUGCUCUACAUGGAUACUGUCCAACUCACCGCUCACAUUCUUUUUAAGUCCAUUCCCAACACACUCUCUUUCUUUCUCUCUCCUUCUUUCUUGUUUUACUCUUCCUGCUCUUCUCGUUCUUGGUAUGAGCAGUGGAGAAAGUUUUGGGUGGAAAAGCAAACGUUGGCCAUUUUCCCCUCUGAGUGCAGCAGCUAUCCCCUCCCUAAAGUUUGAUUUUGUUUCUUUUUUACUCGCAUACAUUACCGUCUUUCUUUCUCUUUCUUUCUUUUUUCUUUUCUUCUUCCCAGCAGUCUUCUGCUCUUCUGUAGCUGUUUCUAGUCCCCAAAAAGAACAGUUUUUCCUACUUCGGACUGUUUUAUAAAUCAAGAGAACAUACAUGUAAGAUAUGUAUUAUUGAUAACCUUAUAAGGCUAUGAAUGAAAAAAGAUUCUACUAUCUAAUUUUUACCAGCAUUCUUGUGCCAAGUACUGUGAUCAUCGUCCAAUCAGACGCAGUCUCGCGGACGGACGUGGAGAGAAUCGCCUGAACUGGAUUUAUUCAAGGAAUUUGCAGAAAUUAGAAGAAAAAAAAGUGCCAACUUAGUUUUCUUUACUUUUGUUUCUCUUUUGUUUUUUCUGUUCACUUUUGCUUUUUGUUUUGCACUGUCACUGUUAUUUGCCUACGGGGAGAAAUGAACAACACAACAAAUAUCUAUAUAAAAAGUAAAGAUAUAUAAUAAUUCAAUUUAUAUCCUGAUUGCGCUUUGGGAAAUUUGCAUGAUUUAUUUUUUAAGAGGAAAAAGGACAUCUGAGAUUCAAGACUCUUCUUUCUUUGUCUUUUAAUUGUUGUUGUCUUUUUCUGCAACAGUCUCUCUUCCUCUCUCUCUUUCUCUCUGUCUCUCUUUUUUUUUGUUGUUGUUGUUUUUUUUACAUCAGCUCUACUUUGUGCACUUCAUUUGGAGAUUCUUUUCCCUCUGUAGAUACAUGCUCAUAUCCGGAAAUGAAACUGAUUCUUGACGAUAAUAAAAGGAUAAAUAUUUUCCUUCUUUUUUUUUUUUCAUUUAUAAUUACGGAAGUGGUACGACAGAGCUCAUCUCCCGGAGAAGGACUGAUCAGAUCCACGAUCCCCUCCUUUUUUUUUUUUUUUUAAUCUCCGAUCGUAUAGUCCUCUGUAGUAACAUUAUGCCACACUGAGUUAAGGAACGUUCACUGUGUCUCUCUCUCAGUUUCUCUGUAAAGACUCGAACUCUGCUGAGUUGGACAUCCAGAGCGACGGGAUCAACACCUGCGUCCGUUCCCGCACAGCUGGAGUCUCCCCGUCUCUCUCUUUUAUCCAGAGCCCAAGAGAGCUCAUGACGUGUCCAGAACAUUCUUCCCCUUCACUGACACUGACCUUUGAGUGAUUAUCUCAGUUUGAGCUCACUUGUCAUCAGGCGGACAUCUUGUUAUAUGCCCUGUCACAAGUCCCUGUAAGACCUCCAGGUUCAACUUCUCACCUCUCAAUGUGUUUUUCUUUUCCAAAAUCUCUCUUUCAGGGUGCCGAGAACGAUCUGGUGGGAGGAAUCGGGUGGUUUGCAUUCAUCUGUGUGUAAGUGUGUGUGUGUAUGUGUGUGUGUGUGUGUGUGUGUGUGUGUGUGUGUGUGUGUGUGUGUGUGUGUGUGUGUGUGUGUGUGUGUGUAAGUGUGUGUGUGUGUGUAAGUGUGUGUAAGUGUGUGUGUGUGAGGAACAGGACAGAUGUGGCCUACAAAUGCAUUCUGAAUAUUGACUUGGUGGUGGUUGAAAACGAAACAUAUUGCGCUACUGUGGACGAGGCUUUAUUCCUCACGACACUUAAAUAUACAUUCACAAUACAUAACGCAAGCAAGCCAAUCUCAUUGCCAUCCAUUUUGCGUUCUUUCGUUGUCUUGUUUUUGGAGUUUCUUGUUUGGUGGGUGGAUGAAAAACACACAAGGCCACUUUCUGUCAUGCCAUGAGCGAAAAAAAAUAUAUACAAGAUGCAAACUGUACAUUUUUAUAAGUGUAAGAGAUGACAUGGUCUUUGUAAAUAUUUUGUUUAUUGUUGGGCUCACAGCCAAACGUAUCCACUGUAAAAAAAAAUAAAAAAAAAAAAACAAACAAAAAAAGCAGGUGCAAGCUCAUUCAGCCAAUCCCAUCCCUCCACCCGCGAUUCUGAAGACCCUUAUCGAUUUUUUUUCAUUUAAAGAUUUAAAUAUAAAGCUUUCUUUUUAACGAAAGACAUUAAAACGUAAUGAAUGUUGAGGGAAGCAAAUCCACGUUACAGGAUACUUUGAGUCAAGAAUGAGCGCACUUGGUGAGAAUAAUUGCAUUUGGAAUUCAAAUUUGCUGCAAGACCCAACAAUGCGGCGGACAAAAGAGUCGCUGGCUGCAUCUGAUUCUGUUUCGUUUGGAAAAGGAGGGUGGGACCGAUCAGAAUAUUUUGUUGGAGAGAGCUAAAUGAGAAAGUCUAUAUGAAGAAGAUGCUUAUUUUAUUCUUUGUACGAGCUCGUAGGAUGGAAAAUCAGCCCCGUUUGGGUUUUUGGUUUUAGUUUUUUUUGGAGAGGCCUGCUGUUUGAGUCAUUCUCCUGGGUGUUCUUCAUCACGCUUCAGUGGACUAAAUGACACUGUGGGGUGUUUGUUUUCUCUUACCUGGUUGUGACUUCUUAGAAAUUUAAUGUUACCCAAACCAUUGGAGAUUUGUCGGACUGGGGGUGGGAUUUUUGUUUGUGAAUUUGAGCUGCAUAUAUUUCAAAGUAGAGAAUUUAAACAGUUCAUAUUUUUCUACAAAAUAAAGGGGAGAGAGAGAUGAUGAAUCUACCGGCAACUGACAGACAUAUAAAGCACACUCUCACCAGAUAUACGUGGUGAUACUUUUUGUCUGGGUUGCCUAUGUAUUAUAGAGGAAUAAACAAAAAAAAUUAAGAAAAAAAUACUGAGAAACACAACUGUUGAGUAUUAAUGCUUGGUCGCCAAAAAAAGACUUGCACCUGUUGAGUUUCAUUUUAUUGAAUUUCAGCAACGUUAAAAAAAGGCUUGAGAUGUGGGGACUGUAUGACCGCAAUGGGUCGAAAGAUUGAAAUUCAUAUUUCUGUUUCCUAUACAGGCUACUACACACUGUAUGUUGUGUAUCUGAACUGGACAACAUUAAAAAGGUUAUUAAACAUAUA
Messenger RNA from Danio rerio (zebrafish), 6772 nucleotides. NCBI's taxonomy places the organism in Eukaryota, Metazoa, Chordata, Actinopteri, Cypriniformes, Danionidae. The record is from RefSeq and is a predicted model, not a curated record.